GAGAAGCAGUCCACACGCCACUAGUACACUCUUCUCCCUUCCUUCGGGCGGUUUUAUAUAUUCUUCCCUUAUCUUUUAUAUUACCCUCAUACCGUCAUGGCUGGGGAUGAAUUGCCUCCGGCCAAAAGGCUGAAGAGUUCCCAUCUCCCGCCACAGCUCCGGGACGCGAAGCGCAAAGACAUCGAUAAUUGGGAAACAAAUCGAAUGCUAACGUCGGGAGUUGCCCAAAGGCGAGAUUUUGACGACGAUUUCAUGCCCGAGGAUGAAGAAGGUACCCGUGUUCACCUGCUUGUCCAUGAUCUUCGACCACCUUUUCUCGACGGCCGCACCAUUUUUACGAAGCAGCUGGAGCCUGUCUCAGCUGUGCGUGAUCCCCAAAGUGACAUGGCCGUGUUUAGUCGGAAGGGCAGCAAGGUAGUAAGAGAGCGACGUCAGCAGCGCGAGCGGCAAAAGCAAGCACAAGAGGCAACAACCAUGGCUGGUACGGCAUUGGGUAAUCUGAUAGGGAUUCGGGAAGAUGAGGGUGAUAGCGCUGUCGCCGCACCAGUCGAGGAUGCCUACAAAGGCGGGAAUAAGUUUGCCCAACAUCUAAAGAAGGAUGAAGGGGGGGCGAGCGCGUUCAGCAAGAGCAAAACACUCCGCGAGCAGAGAGAAUUUCUUCCUGCAUUCGCCGUCAGAGAAGAUCUAUUACGAGUGAUCCGAGAUAACCAAGUUGUUGUUGUCAUUGGCGAAACAGGGUCUGGAAAGACAACUCAGUUGACACAGUUUCUAUACGAAGAUGGGUAUGGAAAGUUUGGUUUGAUCGGAUGCACGCAGCCGCGAAGAGUAGCUGCAAUGAGUGUCGCUAAGCGUGUGAGUGAAGAGAUGGAGGUUGAUCUGGGUGGCCUCGUCGGCUACGCUAUCCGCUUCGAGGACUGUACUACCGACCAGACAGUUAUCAAAUAUAUGACGGAUGGUGUUCUCCUACGAGAGUCGCUAGUUCAGCAAGACCUGGACAAGUACUCAUGCAUUAUCAUGGACGAGGCUCACGAACGAGCCUUGAAUACCGAUGUUUUAAUGGGUCUUCUCAAGAAAAUCCUAGCACGAAGGAGAGACCUCAAGCUAAUAGUCACAUCCGCUACUAUGAAUUCAGAACGCUUCUCCAGAUUUUUCGGGGGAGCGCCAGAAUUUGUGAUUCCUGGAAGAACAUUUCCCGUUGAUGUCCACUUCUCUCGUACACCUUGUGAAGAUUAUGUUGACAGUGCUGUUAAGCAGGUCUUAGCUAUUCAUGUCUCACAAGGUCCUGGGGAUAUUCUUGUUUUCAUGACUGGACAAGAAGACAUUGAAGCGACGUGUGAACUGGUUGAUGAGAGGUUGAAGUUGCUAAAUGAUCCACCAAAGCUCAGGAUAUUGCCCAUAUACAGUCAAAUGCCGGCAGAACAACAGGCGAAGAUAUUUGAGAGGGCACCACCAGGCGUGCGCAAGGUUGUGGUUGCAACAAAUAUUGCUGAGACCAGCUUGACUGUUGAUGGUGUCAUGUACGUUGUGGAUUCGGGAUUUUCUAAGCUGAAAGUGUAUAACCCGCGCAUGGGCAUGGACACCCUCCAAAUCACACCUAUCUCGCAAGCCAACGCCAACCAGCGCUCCGGAAGGGCAGGCCGUACAGGACCUGGCAAGGCGUAUCGGCUUUACACUGAAAUGGCCUAUAAGAACGAGUUCUAUUUGCAAACCAUUCCCGAGAUUCAGCGGACCAGCCUUUCCAACACAGUACUUCUUCUCAAAUCCCUUGGGGUGAAGGAUCUCCUAGAUUUUGAUUUUAUGGACCCUCCACCACAGGAAACCAUCACGACAUCCCUUUUUGAGCUCUGGUCUCUGGGUGCUUUGGACAAUCUAGGAAAUCUGACACUGCUGGGUCGCCGCAUGACCCCCUUCCCAAUGGACCCGCCUCUAGCCAAGCUUAUCAUCACAGCGGCAGAAGAAUACGGUUGCAGCGAGGAGAUCUUAACCAUUGUAUCCAUGUUAUCAGUACCGAACGUCUUUUAUCGUCCUAAAGAACGACAGGAGGAAUCGGAUGCGGCGCGUGAGAAAUUCUUUGUCCCGGAAUCAGACCACCUCACACUUCUCCAUGUGUACACACAGUGGAAGUCUAACGGGUACUCCGAUGCAUGGUGCAGCAGACACUUCCUCCAGGCAAAGGCUCUGCGCCGCGCAAAAGAAGUUCGCGAACAGCUUCAGGACAUCAUGACCGUGCAGAAGAUGCCGCUGAUUAGCUGCGGUACUGACUGGGAUGUCAUCCGCAAAUGCAUCUGCUCCGGUUUCUACCACCAGGCUGCUCGGGUCAAGGGAAUCGGCGAGUUUAUCAAUCUCCGUACUUCCGUGAGCAUGCAGCUCCACCCUACCAGCGCCCUGUACGGGCUUGGCUACGUUCCUGAGUACGUGGUCUACCACGAAUUAAUCUUGACAAGUAAAGAAUACAUGUCUACAGUGACAGCGGUCGACCCACAUUGGCUCGCUGAAUUAGGCGGCGUCUUCUAUUCCGUCAAAGAAAAAGGCUACUCGCAACGUGAACGCCGCGUCACAGAACAGGAAUUUAACCGCCGCAUGGAAAUUGAAGCCCAGAUGGCAGCGGACCGGGAACGUGCUGCUACCGAGGAACAAAAGGAAAAGGAACGUAACGACCCUUCAAGACGGAGGAGGGAAAUCGAAGUCGGUGGUGGUCCGCCACGUUCAUUAGCAUCAAGGUCCGUCGUGAGACGGCCCGCUGUGGCUGCUUCUAGGAGGAUGGGGGGUGUCAUGGUGUCGUCUUCUUCAUCCAAAAAUGCCAAUGCCAAUGGUAAUGGCAAAAAUAACGGCUCCUCUUCGGGAGGUAGUGUUGUUAAGAAGCCACAGGUACCUAGGAAACCCGGGCGAGUAUUCUGA
Messenger RNA from Monascus purpureus, 2898 nucleotides. The record is from the annotation of a GenBank genome assembly. NCBI's taxonomy places the organism in Eukaryota, Fungi, Ascomycota, Eurotiomycetes, Eurotiales, Aspergillaceae.